CCCAGUGCUGACCCUUUCCACCACCCCCUCUCCCCCCUCGGCCGGCCGGCAGCGGCAGCACUCCCGUCGCCCGCCACGCCCGCAUGGUCGCUGCCGGGCCCGAGAUAUGGUCGCUCGCUUCCCCCUCCUCCUCCUCGUCUUCUCCGCGCAGCUCCUGAUCACCUCCGCCGCCGCCGCCGCGUCGCCCCAUGGACUCACACAAGUGGAUGUGGCGAAGCGACUCAAGGAGGAGCUAUGGCAAAGGAACCCAGGACAUGAGAUGCUCAAGUCAUGGAAUGGAGGAGACCCGUGCUCCCCAUCUGCCUGGGAAGGCUUCUCUUGCCGAUUACUAGAUGGUAACCAGGUCGUAGCUAAGCUGAAUUUUUCUUCGAAGGAACUGCAAGGGCCAAUUCCCGCCGCGAUCGGUAACCUGACGGAGCUAACUGAGAUUGAUCUGCAGGGCAAUAACUUCACCGGGUCUAUUCCGGAAUCUUUCUCUGCUCUCACUCACCUGCUGAAGCUGUCAGUGAAGUGCAACCCCUUGUUGAGCAAUCAGCUACCUGAUGGCCUGUCUACCAACCUGGAUUUCAGCGAUGGAGGCUGUGCUGCUGGAGAGCACAGUAGUCCACCUGGAGCUGCCAAUCAGAGAACAUUUGUUGUUAGCGGUCUUGCUGGAGGAUCUUUGGCAUGUACUUUUGCACUUGGAUUGUUCUUCACUUGUUUCAACAAACGCGAACGACGCUCUCAGAAAUCAGACUGUGCUUCUACAACAAAUCCUGUUUUCGAAGAACGCAGCAUCCAUAUAACUACAAAUCCUGCAGUACAACAGUUGUCCUACAAAUCAAUCCAGAGCGCAACAAAUCACUUCAAGAAACUGAUAGGAGGGGGUGGAUUUGGAGCUGUUUAUCAAGGUACUCUAGCACAUGGCCAACAAGUCGCAGUAAAAGUCCGUUCACCUGCAUCGACUCAGGGAACACGCGAGUUUAACAAUGAGUUACGGCUACUUUCUACUGUGUGGCAUGACAACUUGGUUCCUCUAAUUGGCUAUUGCUGUGAAAAGGAUCAACAGAUUUUGGUUUAUCCACUCAUGUCCAAUGGCUCACUACAGGAUCGCCUCUAUGGUGAGGCAUCAAAACGAAAAGUUCUUGAUUGGCCAACCAGAAUAUCAGUUUGCAUUGGUGCUGCUAAAGGACUAGUAUAUCUUCACAAUUUUGCUGGCCGCUGCAUCAUACACAGAGAUGUUAAGUCUAGCAACAUACUUCUGGAUCAGAGCAUGUGUGGCAAGGUUGCCGACUUUGGGUUUUCAAAGUAUGCGCCUCAGGAAGGCGACAGUGUUGCAUCAAUGGAAGUGAGAGGCACUGCUGGAUACUUGGAUCCUGAAUACUAUUCCACUCAGGUGUUAUCGACCAAAAGCGACGUGUUCAGCUUCGGGGUGGUUCUCUUGGAAAUCGUGACCGGAAGGGAGCCUCUCGAUGUUCAGAGGCCUCGGAGCGAAUGGAGCUUAGUCGAGUGGGCAAAGCCAUACAUACGGGACUUCAGGAUCGAGGAGAUCGUGGACCCCGGCAUAAAGGGGCAGUACUGCUCGGAGGCCAUGUGGAGGGUGCUGGAGGUGGCCACGGCGUGCACCGAGUCCUUCUCGACCUUCCGCCCGAGCAUGGAGGACAUCGCGCGGGAGCUGGAGGACGCGCUCAUCAUCGAGAACAACGCGUCCGAGUACAUGCGGUCCAUGGAGAGCACGGGGACCUUCGGCUCCAACCGCUACCUGUCCAUCGACAGGAAGAUGUUCGCGUCGGGCUCGGCCCGGAUCGACCCGGCCAAGUUCGCGUCGGGCUCGGGCCGGAUCGACGCGGGCAAAGGGCCUCUGCAGACCAUGCCUUCGCUUCCGAGGUAGCACCCCAGCUCUGCCUCCGUCCGUAAUAUAUGGUGGUCUCGUCUCAUGGAUGUGAUGGUUGCUGAGGAAGACACAGCCGGAGUUUUAUACCCGUAGACGCCAUGAGUGGCCGAGGGGAGAGGAGGCUACACGACACAGGCCAUGCAGUUAGUUACCACGGCAGUUUGCUGCGAGGAAAGUUUUCCCCUGGAGACAAAACAGAGGCAGUUUUGCCUGUAAAAUUUGUAUGUUGAAUUCGAUGCCUACAUGUGCCAUGCAACUAUUCUUUGGACUUGGACUACUGUUGAUGUAUUCUUUGGCCAACUAAGGCUGGGCAGCAUAAGUUCAUUAUUUCGGGCAUUACAAAGUAUAGAACAUUUGGUGUA
Molecule: messenger RNA, 2235 nt
Organism: Aegilops tauschii subsp. strangulata
Lineage: Eukaryota; Viridiplantae; Streptophyta; Magnoliopsida; Poales; Poaceae
Product: nodulation receptor kinase-like
Biological process (GO): protein phosphorylation
Molecular function (GO): ATP binding; protein binding; protein kinase activity
Source: RefSeq, a predicted model, not a curated record